This is a messenger RNA of Lepisosteus oculatus (spotted gar), 3111 nucleotides long. Its product is annotated as regulator of G-protein signaling 5-like. NCBI's taxonomy places the organism in Eukaryota, Metazoa, Chordata, Actinopteri, Semionotiformes, Lepisosteidae. The record is from RefSeq and is a predicted model, not a curated record.
GUGCUGAAAGACAACAGCAAAAAAGAAAAGGCUGUUCUAGGAGUAAUAGUUGUGGACAGACCUUGUAACUACCAAAGGUGAAAACUUAAGAAAAUGUGUAAAGGAUUAGCAGCCUUGCCCCAAACAUGUCUGGAGAGGGCUAAGGAGAUCAAGAUUAAAUUGGGAACUCUGCUUCAAAAGCCAGAGAAUGCUAUUGACCUUAUUAUCCCCUACCCGGAAAAGCCAGAGAAGAAGCCGGAUAAGCCUCAAAAGCCAUCCCCUGAAGAAGCAGUACAGUGGCGUGAAUCCUUGGACAAAGUUUUGUCUAACAGCUAUGGUCUGGUCACUUUCAGGAGCUUCUUGAGGUCUGAAUUCAGUGAGGAGAAUAUUGAAUUCUGGAUGGCAUGUGAGGACUUCAAGAAGACCAAAUCCCCUACUAAGCUUGCCACCAAAGCUAAAAAGAUCUAUGAGGAGUUCAUUCAAACAGAAGCUCCUAAAGAGGUUAACAUUGACCACUUCACCAAAGAGGUGACUAUGAAGAAUCUCGUGGAAGUAUCUCCUUCUGCUUUUGAUCUUGCCCAGAAAAGGAUCCAUGCUCUGAUGGAGAAGGACUCGUUUGCCAGGUUUUUGCGGUCAGAGCAAUAUCAAGAACUGAUCAAGUAACUGUGGGAAGAGGCUGUGCAAAGCAUUCUGGUUACUAUAAUAGCACGAUCCAAUAUGUUCUGAUGAAGCAUCUUCAAAUCCUUUAUUUACAGUAAAGUAACUUAACAGGAGCACAGUAAUUCAUUUGCUUCUUUGUGUGUCACACUGUGUCAAUUGCAAUUUUUCUAUCAAGCUCUUCAUUUAGGAUGAGGAAGUUUAACAUGUGCUAGGUUUUUAUGUACGGUAUGGACAUUAGUUAUACUGUCCAUACAUUCUAAAAACCAUAAACAUCAGGGUCACAUGAAAGUAAAGAUACACUGUUAUACACCAUCAAUUAUAUUGUAACAUUUGCUAAGAUAAAAUGGUAUUUUUUACAAAACAAUUCAGUAAUUUUUCAAUUGGAGAUGACAAAAAUAAAUCAAAAUUUCCAUUUUAGAUGUUAUUGUAACAAACAUUUGCAGUUCAUCCCUCAUUUAAUGGUGUAUCUCCAUCCAUGCUAUUGUAAACAUUUGUCGGUCUUAGUAAUAAUUUCCAACAUUAUUCUAUUAAAUAUUAUUGUUUCCAAAAUAGCUUUGCACAGCCUCAAAUAUGCCAAUGCACCAACUGUAAAGCUGUCAGUUCAGUUUAAAUUUUGUCUCCACUGUAGUUUUUCUUCCCUUUUAUGUUAUGUAGUAAACUGGUGUAAUAUGUGCCUUUUAUAUAUUACUCUAUUGAAGCAUUAGUAUUAUUUGAAAGCGAUUCCCCUUUUCACAUUUUUACCCUGAAAAUUUAUGCAAAACGUUUCCCAGUUGAAAAGCAAUUAAUGUUUGUUGAGCCUGUAUUAUACAUGCAUCCCUACAUUUUGGAUUUGUGCAUUUUUUUUAUUUCAAUAAAAUGGAAAUAUGGCAGUUGUCGCAAAAUACAUUCCAGUUCAUAUUUUUAAAAUAUACAACAAAAAACUCAUGUGAGAAUCAGCGUGUAGGAUGCAGGAAAACUGACCUAUUUUGACCUAAACUGAAUCCAACAAUAAUUCUUUAAUCACAAUGACCUUAAAAAUAUGAGCAAUCUCUUGGAAAAUCAUAACAGUCUUAAAAUGUAAGAAAGCAAAACAAUAAACAUCUAAAUUAGUAGGAACACUCCAGCACAACAUCUUAAACUGGAAAUUUGUCAUGUGAUAGGAUACAACGCCUGGGAACAUUAUAGAUAUAUACUGUAUAUAAAGUGGGUUUAAGUGGUUUUCGUACAACAACAUCACUGCAGAGCAAGUUGAUAUGAUGGGAAUAAUGAAAAUGAGUGGAACUAAAUAAAACUGUAAGAAGUAUUUGUUUUUCAGAAGGAUGGUUUAUCCAAAUAAGGAUGAAUCUAAAAUUGUUCUGUCUAGAUUUAGCUAUGACAACUCCCACUACGCUCUUACAAUUGUUAGAAUCAACCUUGUAGUGAAUCAUUUUGACAACACAUACUUGCUACAUAGAAAUAUAUUACUGUAUUGCUCACCAUUAUAUUGAAACAAUAAAAAAAAUGGAAAUUAGCAGGGUAGGAUUCAUUGUUGCUUCUACCUUACAUUUAAUGUCUUACCUAUUGCACAGAUUAUCUAAACAUACAUUUUCAAAAGAAAGUGCAAACAUAUUUGUCUUGUCUACUUUUACACUGUUGCAUUGAUUGAUCCUUUCAUAGUUCACCUCAGAUACAGUUAUAAUAUGAUUUACUUAAUUCACAUAUUCACAAUCUGUACCCUUUACAAUUAUAUACAAUGGUCUUAAAUCUGUCCUGUUGUUUUAAAAUCUAUAUCCAUGUUAUAAUAUUAACCACAUAUAAUUGUACUGUAUGUUAACCUGCUAUAUGUAUGAAAUUUAAUUUGAUAUGCAUGUUUUUAAUUAUUAGUUAUUGAUUUUAUUAUACUUAAUAUAUAUACUGUAGUAUUGUCAUCAAUAAUGUCCUUAUUUGCUGGUAAAAAAAACAACAAAUUAAAUUAGAUACUGCUCAAUAGAAGCCUAUCAUUGCAGUUAUUAUCUUAACCCUUAAACUUGACAAACCCUCAUUUGUUCAAAAUUAAAAAAAAGAUCUGUGACACCCUUAGAAUACCAAUAUAAUUACUAAGAAUAUAACAUUAUUUCGGGUAUUAGGUAUCAGAUAUUAUGCUAAUUGUGAAACAGAAAACUUACAGAUUUCAACCUAAAAUGUCUAAGAUUGAACACAUUUCAUUUUUUGUUCUGAAAUUGUUUGUGCCCAAAAUGAGAAAAAUUGUAAAUAAGGACAUAUUGAAUAAAUACUACACAUUUCAUACAGUAUAUGACUUAAUAUGUGCAUGUAACUUUUGUAGUCAACAAUAUAAAAAUGCAUCAAUACAUUCAGUUCUUCAAGAUGUAUUUUUUAUAGUUGUAAAUAUUGUUUACCAUGACUUAUUUAAAUUAUUCUUAUAAUAACACAGGAGCAAGAACUGCUUCUCUUAAAGCAGGAAAGAGGACAUCAGCAGUACAAUAGCACAAUAGAGAUAAAGGAAAUUACAGUAUA